Ostertagia ostertagi is the source of this 822-nucleotide messenger RNA. Lineage: Eukaryota; Metazoa; Nematoda; Chromadorea; Rhabditida; Trichostrongylidae. The record is from the annotation of a GenBank genome assembly.
AUGUUAUUGGAAAAUAGGAGCACCACUCGUGCAUGGAAAACCAGAUAUGCACAGUAUCAAGGCAACAGGGAGCGCAAACCAGAGGCGCCCGCAAUGGAGAGGCUAGUAAACUGGGAAGGCCCGGAAAGUGAGGUGCAAGGGCCUCGUCCCAGAGGCAUAAGUAGCCCUAGUACUCCAAACCACAGGAUCUCGAAACGUGAACGGGAUAACCGAGAACCAGCUCAAGGCAAAAAAUGUUACCAGUGUUCAAGGUUUGGACAUAUUGCGCGGGAAUGCCCAUCACGAGCAGUAAGGGUGAACCGUGCGUCGCAGAUGAAAACUCAAAGUGAAGAUGGGGAGACAAAAAUGUCGUCCAUGAUACAAAGAGGUCGUAGCCUGGGGAUGACAACCCAAGGGAGAGGCGCUGGAAAAACCGACCUCAUUGGAAGUCAGAUAGUGAUCCCUUUGAAAUUUUUGGGAGAACAAUGUAAUGCUUUAGUAGAUACGGGAUCAAUGAUCAGUAUAAUCCCCAUAGAGAUUGUAGCUCGAGCGCAGGAUCGGGGGUUCGAUGUGGACUCCUUAUCGGUUGUGCCGAAGUCAAAACUGAAACCGGUGUUUGACGCCUCGAAUAAUGAAAUGGAUUUCAUGGGUGCCGUAUACAUCCAGGUAGAAACAGAAGGCGGGCGAUCCGAGUUGAUAGCGUUCCAUAUAAGUCCCGCAAAAGAAGCAGAAGUAAUUAUAGGAACCAACGCGUUAAAUAAGCUAGGCGUAGAAGUGUCCAUAGACACAAAAAGCAGGGUGAAUACCAAAGUAGACGAGGAAAGUAAGAAAACAGAGUCAUAG